This is a messenger RNA of Rhineura floridana, 6129 nucleotides long. RefSeq names its product elongin C (gene ELOC). Gene Ontology annotation, molecular function: protein-macromolecule adaptor activity. Gene Ontology annotation, biological process: ubiquitin-dependent protein catabolic process. The record is from RefSeq and is a predicted model, not a curated record. Lineage: Eukaryota; Metazoa; Chordata; Lepidosauria; Squamata; Rhineuridae. Gene Ontology annotation, cellular component: elongin complex. The coding region runs from base 197 to 535 and encodes 112 amino acids. The transcript is spliced from 4 exons.
CCGCUAAGCUUUCCCCCCCUCUUACCGCGUUGUGAUUGCCAUGAGGGACCUCUUUCUUAUCCUGUUGGUGACUUUCGGGGUCGUGGGAAGAAGCUGCGGUCGCUGCUUGGAUGAAAAGCAAUUCCCACUGUGACCGAACCGCAGAUAUUACUGCAAAAGCUACAGGGACAAAGAACCAAUCAUUUGAUAAGAAGAGAUGGAUGGAGAAGAGAAGACAUAUGGGGGGUGUGAAGGUCCUGAUGCUAUGUAUGUGAAAUUGAUAUCCUCCGAUGGUCAUGAAUUCAUUGUUAAAAGAGAGCAUGCACUCACAUCAGGAACAAUAAAAGCUAUGUUGAGUGGUCCAGGACAAUUUGCUGAAAAUGAAACAAAUGAAGUUAAUUUUAGAGAGAUUCCUUCCCAUGUCCUAUCCAAAGUAUGCAUGUAUUUCACCUACAAGGUUCGCUACACUAACAGCUCUACAGAGAUUCCUGAAUUUCCAAUUGCACCUGAAAUUGCACUGGAACUGCUGAUGGCUGCAAACUUCUUAGAUUGCUAAAGUAAAUUAUAAUAACGAUGUAAGCCUUUUUUUCCUCCCAGUAUUUAAUAUACGUAGUUCAGUUAGUAACUUUUUCAUAUAGCAUGUUCUGUAUGUUUGGUUAAGAAGCAUAAUGGUCACUGAAGAGGCCAUUGCUCCCAGUGUUUUUGCAUAGGAAUCAUUCAUGCUCAGAUUUUGUUUUGCUGCUUACACAAGUAACGGACUUCUUACCAACUGACAAAUAAACAUGCCAAUUUAGUGGAUGACUUUGACUUAUCCUUUAGUGAAGACAGAAUUGUUUUUAAUGCUGUUAACACACUGAAAUGAGAGAAAGCUUUCCGAGAACAGAUCAGAACUGCUAAGCUUUCAAUUCUGUAUCCACUUACCUGAGAGUAUGCCCUAUUUUGAAUUCAGUUGGACUUAACUUCUGACUAGAGCUGUAUAGGAUUGCAUUGCAAGUGUUUAUGUUGGGGGUUUCUGAUUUUCUUGCUUUUUCUGUAAUUCAGAUUUUCACACUUUCUAUACUGAUAAAAUGGAUUCCCCAGAUGGUUGUUGUGGAAAGCAUUAUAUAGUAACAAAUGUUAAUUGUAACAAAUGUCAAUUGCAGCGUUCUUCUGAUUUUAUUUUCCUUAAAUGUGUAUUAUUGGCAGAUAUUACAUUUAUAUAGUAGUCAACCAUGAUAAACAACUAUGUAAGUCAAUCCAUGAUACUACCCAUCAUGGGUUCCUCUCACUAUUAAGUCGUGUUUACUCCCACUAUUUUUUCAAACUCACUUGCUGGAUCUGUAAAAAUGUUGAGUCUCUACUGCAGUGUCAAAUGUGGAAAAUGGGAACCUCUAAUUCUAUGACAAAAAUGGUAUUUCUUAAUUAAUGUAACUUAUGAUUGGAUGGGGUCUGUUCCAAAAUGCUAUUUUCCAAAAUAUUGUAGUAAGUUCUUUCUGCAACUUAGAGCUAUUUUAAAUGUUACUGUUUAGUAGAUGCUGCAGGAGAGAGAAUCAAUUGUGAAUACACAUAGACAUUCAAAACAUUUCCUUCACUGAUUCUUGGAUCCCAUCUGUAGUCAAAUCUAAAGUAAAGCCCAUGGCUUCACAGAUCUACAGGUAAGAUUCAUACAUGGUAAUUUUAAUGGAUGUAUAGAAGUAUAGUUACUCUUGUCUAACCAUUUGUCAAAUAUUGCUGACAAAAGGGGACCUAUGUUAUGGUUACUAUCCAGAAGAAACCAAAUGAGUUUGUUUCAUGGGAAUUGGUGAUCUUCAACACCCAUUCUUGCUUGCAGACAAAGUUGUGAAAUUAAUUUUAUUGUGAAACUUAAUGAGUGCAUUAAUUGACUUUUUUAUUAGUUCGACAGCCUUAAUAACUUGGACAGUGAAAUGAUGUGCUGUAGAUGCUUGUCCUUGUGUAAAUUUUGAAUAUUUUACUGAUUUUAUACUUUUAUUUCAUAUUGCAUUAGCUAAACAACUACCAAAUUGAGGUGGGAUAGUGGGGAAGAAAAAUGUAGAGCUCCCAUUUCAUCCAUCUUAUCCCAUCAUUCAGCUCCUGGAACUAUAUGCCUAGUGGUAGCAGUCUGGGCACCACUCUAGAACAAAUGCAAGUGAACAGGAAGACAGUGCUCUUUUGAUUGUCAUGCAGCCUCUAUUCUCAUUUGGACCAAGCUCAGUGUUACUUUGAGCAGAGUAGGGCAGGGCUAGGGGAAGUCAUAUUCAUCUCCUUCCCUUUCUGGUCAUUGUGUUCCGGUAAAAGAGGCAAGGUGGUGUUGUUGGUAGGGGGUAGUGUAUAGUAAUGAUUCCAAGAAACAGGUACCCUGGGAAUUGGCAAAGAGCACUGGCACCUAUCAUUUCUUGACGUCUGCAGGGACUGAUUCUCUGAGAAACUGUAGGGACGGGCUGUUGGAAUUGCUUUUUGCUCCUGGGCUGGGAGUUACUGAUAUAGGAACAUUUUAUGCAUGAAAUGAAAUGUGGAGACAACUACUCAAUUGUAAUAUCAUGUAUGGUACAAUAUAGGUCCUGCUUUGCCACAAAAUCCUUAACUACCUGUUCUCAGGAGGGAUUGAAAAGAAAGGGGAUCAUGUCUCCUUUCCAGAAAGGUAGUGUGAUUACUCUGUUCAUCUGUUGUGUUCAUUGUCCUGGUGUGCAUGCAUACUGGAAGUUUAGCAUGGCCAGGAGACAGAACUUCUACCCUCUUUUUAAGAUGUAUAUUUGUUUUCUUGCCUACACUUAUUUUUUUUUUUGCUUCUUUCCUUCCUUACUUAAUGAGUAGAAAACUAAAAAACAUUCAGGUUGAAAAUAUACCCUGUGAAAGAAAUUCAGUUUUUUAAAAAAUAUACUCUAUUCCCAAUAGCUCUAAGUUGGCAUGCUCUGGUGAUGUGAGAACUAGCAGAAUUCCAUUGAGGUGUGCAGUUGUUGUUAGUGAGAUGUGGCCUUCUGGGACUGCAAAUUACAGUUGCUAUGCAACUGGCCCAACAAAGAGUUGAAUAUAUAACUUCUAUAAGAGCAGGUAAGAGGUGAAACAGCAAUGCUGUGGAGGAGUUGGGUUAAAAUGAUUCUGUUUACAUACGCUAUACAAAUAUCCAUGUGUUUAUAAAAGUAGAUUACGCAACUUGGUAGAAUACUUUUUCUCUCAUGCAAACUAAGCCUUCAGGUGCUAGGAAGCUGAUCCCAUAUUAAAGCCUGUUAAGAAUUGCUGCUACAUGGUAUACAUCUGCAGAAUCUUAUCUCGUUCCCUUAAAAUCUUCAUCCAUGCAUCCUUUCCUGUACCACAGCAGAGACACAUUUUUAGCCUUUCUAUCCUUGCUUUUGUACCAAUGGCCUGGUACUGUUAGUUCAUGUCCAACAUAGUAGACUGUGAGACUUGUUAGUUUUACCAUGGCUGGUGCUAGAUAAAUGUUAAAUGGCAGUUUAAUCCAUUUCAUUAUUGUUUAAGAUGAAAUAUGCUUCUGAUCUUAGGCCUCAAUAUUACCAACCUUUGAUCACACUAGCUUCCUUGAAAACUGAGCUACAGAGACAAAAUUUGUCUACUGCUAAUGGUCUACUAUCUAUAAUAGUCAUGGACAUUUUAGUAAUAUACAUUUGUAAAUAAGUUGUUUCCGUUUGCCCAAUGCCUUCCGCUCAUGCUAUAUUUCCAGUGUGGCCUUUGAAUCUGAACUAUUUGCUUAGAAUGCUGUAAAAUCUUGAAGGCGAAGUUGAAUGGACUGUGUGUGAGUUUUACUCGAGGGUUGAAGUCACAAAAAAGCCCCAUAACUUUAACUGAGAAUAUAUAGCAGUUGGGUGUUGAAUUCCAUUCUGUUCAUCCACCUUAAUACAUCCUUAAAACUAUAAGGCUUGAGGAUAACCGCCCCUUAAUGAAUGCAACUGUGGCAGGACUCCUGCUACCAGGAGACAUAACUCCAGUAGUUUACUGAAAUUCCAGAUAGACCUACAGUCGAUUUUGCCUAUCACAACAUCAAUUAAUGUUUCGAGUUAGAGAGCAGAUGGCUGUAUCUUGACAAGUGAAAGCACAAAGUCAAUAUUUCUGGCUACAACCUUGCUUCAUGUAUUUAUUAUUUCUACAAUUUAUUGUUUCCACAAUUAUACUGCUUAACAGGUGUACAAUAAAAUCAUUAAAACUAAUCUAAAUCAGAAAAUUUACCUUAAAAUUCUUGCUGAAAUAAAAAGGUUUUCACUAGGAAGUUCAAGAGCUAGGGGGAGCCUAUCUAACCUCACCCUGAAAGGAGUUCUACAGAAUUUAGCCCAUAAAACUGAAUGCAUGGCUCCUCGUGUGGAAUGGCUAUGUGUCUGAACCAUGGGGGACUCCUAACAGUGACUCCCCCAGCAACCUCAGGGAUAUAAGAAAUCAGGAGGUUCUUAAGGUAUCCUGGACCCAAGUUGUCAAAUGCCUUCUAAAUUAAUAUCAGAACCUUGAACUUGGCCACGGGCAGUCAGUGUAAGCUUUUAAGCACUGGAAUUAUGUGCUGGCAGUAGUCUGCCCCCACCAGCAGUCAAGGAGGAGCAUUUUGCAUCAGCUGGAGCUUCUGGAGCAGACCCAAGGAUAGCACAUGGUGUGCACUGCAAUAAUAGAGCCUUGCAGUUACCAGUGAAUGGAUCACUGUGACCCAGUCAUCCCUGUUCAGUAAUCGUUGGUGUACUAGCUGUACCUGGUAAAAUACACUCCUAGCCCCUGUGAGACCACUUGGCGACUAAGAUGGAUGCAGGAGCACCCCCAAACUAGGAAUAUGUUCUUUCAAAGAGAAUGUAACCCUGUCCAAAACAAGCAACUGGCUAAUCCAGAGGACCUACACUGUCUUCUCAGGGUUCAAAGUUUAUUGGGCUCACUGCCCAGACAUUAGUCCAGAUCAUGCACAGCCUCUACUGACUUAGAUAUUAUGGUGAAAUAGAGCUGUAUGGUGUUAAUAUACUGAUGACACUUUGCUCCCAAACUCCUAAUGAUUGCUUCCCAUGGCUCCAGUAGAUGUUGAACAACACUGGGUACAAGAUAGUGUCCUGCAGCAGCACACUGUAGUGGAAGGACCAUGGGGUCAAAGCAGAAUCCCCAGUGUUAUGCUGUGGACAAAGCUCUGCAGGUAGGAGUGGAACACUAUAAAACAACUCCCCCAAUACACAUCCGACAGAGCUGGUCCAGGAGCGUACCAUGGUCAGUGAUACCAAAAGUCAUGGAGAGAUCAUGAUGCAGAGUUGCACUUUCCCUGUCCCGUUCUCAAUAAAAAUCAUCCAUCAGGCAAACUGAAGUGGAUUCAGUCCCAAAAUUGCCUGAAUCCAGACUGAAAUGGAUCUAAAUAAUCUAUCCUCCAGGAACUGCUGGAGAUGAUUUGCCAACUUGGCCAAGAAGGGGGUAUUCGUGACUGGGCAGCAGUUAUAAACUAUAGAGUUCAAAGUGGGCUUCUUCAGAAACGGACACACUGCUACCCAUUUAAGGGCAGCAGGCACAACUCCAUUGCUUGUUGACUCAGUCUAUUACACCAACUAGAUUACACCAACCAGGAUGGACAAGGAUCAGGAGAGCAAGAAGCUGGUUGCAUCAUUAUAAGGGUCCUGUCCGCAUUAUCAGACCACAUAAACUGAAACUGAUCCCAUAGAGUAUGGGAAGGUACUGCAUCGGGCAACUCAAACUGAGGUUGCAACAACCUAGAGCCCAAGGCAACUUCACAAAAUUCAUAGGAUUGUAGCCAACAUGAAGCCUGCUCAGAGGAAACUCACUGAAAUUAAUGAACAAGACUACCAGUUUUACUCAUUUCAAUGGUUCUCCUCUAAGUAGGACUAACACUGGAUACGACCCAAAGUUUCCAGUCCCACAUUGUUCAGAAGGAUCUCCUGAUCCACCAGAGAGAUUUCAGGAGCCACAGGUGACUGCUGGGCAGAAGAUAGAAUGGGGAAUGUCUGAAUUUAUUUUGGGUUCUAAGCCAUUGAAUUCUGUGAACAUAUUUUGGGAUCCAAGUCACUGAAAUCAGUGGAACUUGUUUCUGAGUGAGUAUGAUUAGGAUUUUCAUGCUACUUCCAGGUGGAGUUCUUUGUAAUUUGUCAUUUAUGGCUGUGAAUCCUUACAUGUGAUUUCUUUUUCAUGGGGAAAGUUAUCAUUUGGACAAUGUUUUUAAAUCAUGGGCAUAAAAGACAACUUUUUUUCUGA